UUUUAAAGAGAAUUAAUAUAUUUCCUGGAAGAUUUGUGUAGAAAAACAAAGGAACUUUUGUUACAUAUCUUUCAUUUAUUUCUUGUUUUAUCGUUUAUUUCAGGAACUUUCCUAUGUGAUUGAAUGAUCCAGGAGGAAUUUAUAUAGCUGAUGGCUGGAGUCAGAAAUGAAAGGAGGGAAAAUUUCAGAGGAUCUGUAGUAUUCAAGAGAAAAUGAGAACUUUUAUAUUGUUUUCAUUAUUUAGAGUAGAAUUUAUUCAACUUCUAGUAAAUAAAUAGGUUGCUCGAGUUUGAAUGAAUAUAUUGAUACAUGGAGUUAGAAGUAUUUUUGCCUCCAAGAGGUUUGGUAAAAUGUUGUAAUUGCAGCUGUACUACCUGUGCUUUGAUUGGCGCUCCUUCAAAUUCCUGGUUUCGGUCUGUGAAGAGAAAAUAUAAUGAGUUUGAGACUGGAAACAUGUUUUAUUUUCCGGGGCUUGAUCUUUAUUCCAAUGCCCGAGUCCAAAUUGAGAAUGAAUGUGCUGCUUUGCGGGAGACAGUUAACAGCCAACAAGCAACGAUAGAGGGUUUGUAUUCGGAAUUGGAGGAAGAGAGAAGUGCCUCAUCUUCAGCUGCAACUGAGGCCAUGUCGAUGAUAUUGAAGUUGCAGAGCGAGAAGGCAGAGAUCGAAAUGGAGUCCAGGCAAUUCAAGCGUUUUACCGAGGAGAAAAUGUCGCAUGAGCAGGAUGAGAUAUUGGUUUUAGAGGAUCUGUUGUAUAAGAGAGAGCAGACUAUUCAAGCUUUAACUUGUGAAGCACAGGCAUACAAGCAUAGGAUGUUGAGUUAUGGGUUUACAGAGGAGGAGGUUGAAGGUGAGAAGGAUGGACAGAUGUGGCAGCCAAGUGUGGCUGAGGACUUCAAUGCCGAAGUUGAUCUUCCUGCAUAUGAUUAUCCUCCUCUAAAGUGCAUUUUGAAUGGGAAUCACGGCUAUGGUGUUGAAGAUGUUGAAAAAUACGCAUUUGGUGAGAUCCCUCGUUCCCAAGAACACUUGACGAAUCUGGAAGAAAGGAUCUCCCAAAUGGAGAGAAAUCCCAAUAGCAGCCAGCUGGAUGGAGAGAUUCCUGGAACAAGGAAUGUGUUGGAGAAGGUGGUAGUCGGACACUCUCCUAGGCGCCCAAGACAUUCAAGGAGGCAUUCAACAGAUAGUACAAACUCAUUCUUUUCUAGGGAGAUGGGUUCAGAGUUUAUCAGUGAUUCCCCCAAGUUUGCCUUUGGUUCUCCCGGGUAUAAUACUAGCUUCAAGAAGAUGGAGUUAGUUUCAGAAAUGGACAAGAUUUUGAGCUUACGAAGAAUAAAUAAUGCUUCAGAAGUUGGAGAUGAUAUGAGUGACAGAGUUUAUACAAUUGAUUCUGUCCGUAAUGAGGUGCCAUAUAAUGGAACUGCUGAGCACAAACAUGGACUCAGAAUUUCUGAUAACUAUGCAUCCACUCCAAGGGAGACAUUCAAUCUACCUGAUGUUUCUGAUCCUGAUCUCAAGAAGCUGUACAUGAGGCUUCAGAACCUUGAGGCUGACAGGGAAUCAAUGAGACAAGCACUGCUAUCGAUGAGGACUGACAAAGCACAGUUGGUAUUAUUGAAAGAAAUAGCUCAACAUUUGUGCAAGGAAAUGUCACCUGAAAAACAAGUGGUUGCGAAGCCAUCUAUUCUUGGAAGCCUUUUCAAGUGGAUUGUAUCUCCUAUUUCUCGGAGGCGGAGAGCACUCCGAAGCAAGUACCUGUACGGAUUGUCACCAAACAACGUUGGCUUGCUAAUGGUUUUAGACAAGGGCCCCCGACUUAGACAGUGGAGAUGCCUUUCAAAAACACAAGUGUGAAAGGAUGGUGAAAACGAUUCUUUGACUUGGAUAUGUGGAUGAAGCAUAUAAUCAUGAUUGUGAAUGCUGAAUGGGAUUAGCUAUCAUGUGCUGAGUUAGCAUCCAGUUUUUUAAUGCAGAAUUUGGUAUGUUGUGCAGUGUUAUUUUAUUUCCCUUUUCUAUUUUUGGGAUUGGAUUCUGGCUCAUAUAGGUUGUUGGAUUUCCGUUUGGGGUAUUUUGCCCUUAAUCCAUCUCUUUUAUAUUUCAAAUUCA
Messenger RNA from Hibiscus syriacus, 2100 nucleotides. RefSeq names its product myosin-binding protein 7-like. The coding region runs from base 310 to 1848 and encodes 512 amino acids. The transcript has 4 exons. NCBI's taxonomy places the organism in Eukaryota, Viridiplantae, Streptophyta, Magnoliopsida, Malvales, Malvaceae. The record is from RefSeq and is a predicted model, not a curated record.